AUGAAAGGCAUCUACCGGUCCAAACCUCCAAGGCCAACGUAUCAAACUACUUGGGAUGUGCAACCAGUACUAACAUACCUAUCAUCUCUUGGAACUGCUAACAACCUGGAUCUUAAGACCCUUUCAUUGAAAUUGCUUAUGUUGGUUGCUCUGGUUUCUGCCCAAAGAGGGCAAAGCCUACACAUACUUGAUAUAACACUCAUGAAACAGGAUGAAUCCUUAUUUGAGUUUUUGUUACCAGAACAUGUGAAGCAAAGUCGAUCAGGGUACACACUCCCUUCAAUUGUUUUGCAUACUUUGCCUUCUGAUGAAACAUUGUGUGUUUUUAAUCAUAUGCGAGCAUACAUAAAUCAAACGAAACCACUUAAACGGGAAUGA
Molecule: messenger RNA, 378 nt
Organism: Paramuricea clavata
Lineage: Eukaryota; Metazoa; Cnidaria; Anthozoa; Malacalcyonacea; Plexauridae
Source: the annotation of a GenBank genome assembly